Molecule: messenger RNA, 4452 nt
Organism: Suillus fuscotomentosus
Lineage: Eukaryota; Fungi; Basidiomycota; Agaricomycetes; Boletales; Suillaceae
Product: Sec63-domain-containing protein
Exons: 19
Coding region: 1-4452 (1483 amino acids)
Molecular function (GO): nucleic acid binding; ATP binding
Source: RefSeq, a predicted model, not a curated record
AUGAUCGUGACAUGUAGCAAACCACAAGAAGUUCUAGAACAUAUCUCUGGUAUUCUGUCGACCACACUCCCAGAUGAUGCCAUAUCAGGCGAGCUCGCUGAUCUGGUCGGCUUUGACGACAUCGAAAUUGUCGCAGAAUUGCUCGCCUCUAGAUCUUACUUUGUGAACGUGGUCAUUGUAACUGCCAGCCUUGCUCCACAGGAUGUUCGUCGCCGCAUGGAAGAGACUCUCAGGACAAAUGCGUCUCGUCCUUUGUUUACUGGCGUGGCAGUAGAAGCUCCAGAAGUGCUUCCACAUGUGUACUCUUCGUCCUCUAUGAUGCAAGGCGGUUCGCUUUCUCAAUUUGGUAGCAAGUACGUACUUCCAGUCGGACAUACAAGACAUAACUACGAGGAAUAUGAGGAAGUCAUCCUUCCUCCUUCCAGAGUCAUUCCACCCAGGCAAUCCGAAAGGCUCAUUCUUGUCAAUGAACUUGAUGAAUUAACCAGAGGCUCGUUCCCCGGAUAUUCUUCCCUAAAUCGCAUGCAGUCUAUCAUCUAUCCAACCGCUUAUGAAUCAAACGAAAAUAUACUGGGUAAAACCGAUAUAGCGAUGUUAACAAUCCUUCGGGUUCUCAACCAGCACCGAUCACCCAUCAGUCCAUCAUCACCUUUGCAUGCUUCGAUAGAUCGCAAUGCCUUUCAGAUUAUUUAUGUUGCACCUAUGAAAGCUCUGGCUUCUGAGAUCGUUCGAAAGCUGGGGAAAAGACUAAAGGAUGGAAAUUCUCUCCGAUAUAUGCAUCAAUUAUUAAUUUUCGAUGUAGGUGACAUGCAACUGACAAAAUCUGAAAUCGCCGAAACCCAAGUCAUAGUCACCACACCUGAAAAAUGGGACGUUGUAACUCGAAAGCCCACUGGCGAAGGCGAAUUAGCUUCAAAGUUGAAGCUUUUGAUCAUUGACGAGGUGCAUCUUUUGAAUGAAGAACGUGGGGCCGUCAUCGAAACUAUUGUUGCGCGCACGUUAAGACAGGUCGAAUCAAGCCAAUCUGUCAUUAGAAUAGUUGGGCUCAGUGCAACGUUGCCAAACUAUUUGGAUGUCGCAGAUUUUUUAAACGUGUCCCGAUAUAAAGGACUCUUUUUCUUCGACUCUUCUUUCCGACCGGUACCUUUGGAGCAGCACUUCAUCGGAGUUCGAGGAAAGCCUGGAAGCGUACGGUCUAAAACGAAUCUUGACCGCGUCACAUACGAGAAAGUUUCUGACCUGGUACGACAGGGACACCAAGUAAUGGUGUUCGUUCAUGCGCGGAAAGAAACAGUGAAAGCGGCGCAAGCUUUGAAGGAUGCAGCGACAAUAGAUGGCACAUUGGAGGAUUACAACUGCGAGGAGCAUCCUCAAUGGACAUUUUUCCGAAGGAGCAUAGGAGAUUCUAGGAAUAAGGAGAUGAAGCAACUGUUUGAUCUUGGGUUUGGUAUUCAUCAUGCGGGUAUGCUGCGAUCUGAUCGGAACAUGAUGGAGAGGAUGUUCGAAGCUCGAGCUAUCAAGGUUCUCUGUUGUACAUCGACGCUCGCAUGGGGAGUCAACUUACCUGCUCAUGCAGUUGUAAUCAAAGGCACUCAGUUGUACGACAGCGCAAAGGGAUCCUUUGUCGAUCUCUCGGUUUUGGAUGUAUUGCAAGUGUUUGGUCGUGCUGGCCGGCCUGGUUUCGAGACAAGUGGUGAAGGAUACAUUUGCACUACCGAGGACAAACUCGUACAUUAUCUUGAUGCUGUAACGUCACAGGUACGUAGGUUCAUCUCAGGUAUUGAAAACGCACUGAACGCCGAGAUCGCUCUUGGUACGGUAACAAAUGCCGACGAAGGUGUUCGAUGGCUGGGAUAUACAUAUCUGUAUGUUCGCAUGCGGAAGAAUCCCUUUUUAUAUGGCCAGUUUUUAGAGCCCUGCAUGUCUUGGGGUGAGGUGGCAGAAGAUCCCUUUCUAGGCCAGAAGCGAAGUUCUCUGGUCAUGACAGCAGCUCGAAGACUGGCCAGUGCAGGAAUGAUAAACCUUACUGAAAAGACCGGUGCGUUUUCGAUAACAGACCUCGGCAGGAUAGCGGCCAGGUACUACAUUCGAUAUGCCUCCAUCGAGGUCUUUAACAAGGAGUUCAAACCCAAGAUGACCGAAGCUGAUGCGCUUUCCAUGCUCAGUAUGAGUACGGAGUUCGACCAAAUCCAAGUGAGAGAGUCAGAAGUGAAGGAACUAGAGCUUCUGAUGAAGAAAGUUCCGUGUGCUGUGCGAGGAGGGACAGAUACAAGCCAAGGCAAAGUUAACAUUCUCCUUCAAAGCUGCAUUUCUCGCUUUCCAGUCGAAGAUUUUGCCUUGGUUUCUGACGCAGCAUAUGCGGCGCAGAAUGGAGGACGCAUUUCCCGAGCUCUGUUGGAUAUAGCAAUCAGCCGCAAGUGGGCUAGUGUGGCCAAGGUUUUCAUGGGUAUCACUAAGGCUAUAGAGAAACGCCUUUGGCCAUUCGACGAACCUCUUAGGCAGUUUGAUCUCAAGGCCGAGAUUAUAUACGGCUUAGAGAAUUCAAGAGAAGAGUACUCGCCCGCAGAACUAGCUUCCAUGACUCCAGUAGAGCUGGGUAAACUAGUUCGCUUAAACGAAGGCCAUGGUAAAGCGCUCUGGAAUGCAGCUCGGCAGUUCCCUACGGUCACAAUGACUAGCUCACUUCGACCGUUGGGGUCAAAUGUCCUCAAGAUUGUAGUUUCAGUUACUCGAGACUUCGAUUGGAGCACCAAAAUGCAUGGCUCCGGAGAGCCUUUCUGGCUGUGGGUCGAAGAUCACGAAGGCAUCGAAAUUCUGCAGUUUGCGCACCUUCUAUUACGGGAGUCGACGAACUCCCUCGAUGUGAAUUUCGUGGUUUCGAUACUGACCGACAUUCCUCCCCCCUAUUUCACCGUCAGAUUUGUGUCUGAUAGAUGGAUGGGCGCCGAAGAUGAACUCCAUGUAUCUUUGGAUGGAUUGGUUAUGCCUGCUCCCUCUCAUAGCCAUACGCCCCGUUUGGAUCUCCCAUUUCUCCCGCGUUCCUCACUGUGCCUCCCUGUACUCGAAGAUCUCUACUCAGCCCGACUCCACGAUUUCAAUGCUAUUCAAACGCAAGUGUUUUGGAGUCUCAUUAACACUUCGAUGAACGUGCUGGUAUCUGCUCCCGUUAGUAGUGGCAAGUCCCUCAUGGGGCAUCUAGCGAUAUGGACAACCCUACUCCGCCGUCCGAAGUCCUUGGUGCUUUUCGUUGUCCCAAACCGAACUCUAGCUACUCAAUCUCUUUUUGACUUCCGUGUCAUUUCCAACGCACUUGACGUGACGGUCAAGAUGUCUUCUGGGGAAGGUUUAUUUUCUCCCUGCCGGACCAGCACAAUACGCGUCGUUACGCCGUCGGAGCUGCUCGAGGCUGUUGACCAGCUGUGCGAUAAUUUGGAGCAACUCGAUGCAACCUAUGAACUCAGUAUAUCACUGCUACGACACACAACGCAAAAUAAUCCCACCCGAUAUAUCGGCUUGUCGGCCUCUCUCAAUGACCCCACGGACAUCGCUUCGUGGCUGGGCGUAGAUCCCAUGGCGCUUCAUAGUUUUCGACCCACAGAUCGAGAUCAGUCGCUCACAAUCAUGUAUCAAACUUUCACAAUACCGCAUUCAGCUGCACUGUUCAAGUCCAUGUCGAAACCAGCAUACAUGGCUAUCACAAGCGUACCAUCACAUGAAUCCGCCAUCAUCUUUGUCCCUUCGCGCGGUCAUUGCCGGACGGUGGCGCAAGAGCUCAUCACACAGUGCGCCCUAAACACGGAGAUCGAGAGGGGCUUUCUCCCGCAAUCCGUACCUCCUCUUUACGUUGAAGACUACUCGGCACGGUUGCAAGACCUGACAUUGGUUGAUUUUGUGACACGCGGUGUAGGGAUAUUCCACAGCGGGAUGUCAAAAGUAGAUCGGAAUCUUAUCCUGGAGUCAUUUGCUGAAGGCGUUGUUCGCGUACUCCUGGCGCCUCGCGAUGCUUGCUGGCAGCUGCCUGUCCGGGCGGGAGCCGUAGUGGUCAUGGGUACCCAGUAUAUGCAUUUUGAGGGAGAUGGCUCUGGUCCGCAGCUGCGAGAUUACAGUCUUGUCGAUGUCGUCCAGAUGCAGAGUCGGGCUGUGAGGCACGAUUCCCCUGGCCACUUCUUCCUCUUUUGCCAGGCGGAGACCAGAGACACAUUUUCCAAGUUCCUGGCUGAAGGACUUCCGCUUGAAUCGGAGCUGUUGGAUUCAUCCGUGUUCGAAAAAUGGUACCAGGAAAGGAGAGGAGACGGGUCCAUCAGAAACAAGCAGGAUGCUGUUCAAGCACUCUCCUUCACGCUCCUUGCACGAAGGCUGGUCAGCAACCCGGUGUAUUAUGACAUGGAAGUGGGCUCGCAAAAUGAAGUCCUCUCGCGCAUUGUUGACAGACUUGAAGAACCCGUUCUAUAG